AAUAGAAUCAUUGUUUCGAGUACAACGAACGAACGAACAUCAUCACAGCGAAAAUCAAAAAUGGCACAAAUAGCGACUCUUGUCUUCAUCAUUGGAUGCUUCUAUUUGGCAACUGGUGCUUUUUUGCCUGCAAAUAACUUCAAUCAUGAUAUAGAAGAAUUGUCAAAGAAACUCGCACGUCCACAUUGGCCUCUAAGACCGCCACAUCUUCCUAGACCACCACAUCAUCAUCAUUCCGACGAAUCUGAGUCCAGUUCGCCUGAAUCUGAUUCCCAUUCGGCUGAAUCUGAUGAAUCGAAAGAGCGACCGCAUCCUGGAAAGCCUACACGUCCGCCACGACCAACACCACCUGUGAACUGUACUCAUCCAAUCGAACCGACACCACCAAUUGAAACACCAGCUCCAGAAACCGAAGCACCAGAAACCGAAGCUCCAGAAACCGAAGCUCCAGAAACUGAAGCUCCAGAAACCGAAGCCCCAGAAACCGAAGCUCCAGAAACCGAAGCUCCAGAAACCGAAGCUCCAGAAACCGAAGCUCCAGAAACCGAAGCUCCAGAAACUGAAGCUCCAGAAACCGAAGCUCCAGAAACCGAAGCUCCAGAAACCGAAGCUCCAGAAACCGAAACUCCAGAAACUGAAGCGCCAGAAACCGAAGCACCUGAUACAGAAGCUCCAGAGACUGAAGCACCAGAGACUGAAGCCCCAGAAACCGAAGCCCCAGAAACAGAAGUCCCAGAAACUGAAGCUACAGAAACCGAAGCUCCAGAAACCGAAGCUCCCGAAACCGAAGCUCCAGAAACCGAUGCACCUGAGACAGAAGCUUCAGAGACUGAAGCUCCAGAGACAGAAGCUUCGGAGACAGAAGCACCAGAAACUGAAGCUGCUGCUGAAAGUGAUCCCUAAACGAAAAUCUGAAUUGUGCUCUAAAGAUACCUGACCUUGGAUCGUAAUUUUAUGUGUAAUAGGUAGUAAUGGUGUAGAAUUGAAAUAUAUCAGUCAUUUUAUUGAA
Messenger RNA from Bradysia coprophila, 1009 nucleotides. RefSeq lists its product as uncharacterized. Lineage: Eukaryota; Metazoa; Arthropoda; Insecta; Diptera; Sciaridae. The record is from RefSeq and is a predicted model, not a curated record.